AUGUCUAAAGAGUUAUUUGAAGAUAAUUUUUUUGAUGAUUUUUUUGGAGAAAAAUCGGAAGAAGAAAAUAUUUCCACGAAAAAUGCUAAAGAAAGUGUUUUGUCCAGUGCGAAAGAAACAAAACGUAAAUCAGCGCGUGGUCCUCGAGUGAAAUUAACUGAGACUGAGUUAUGCAGUUCGAAAGGAAUCUACGAACUAUUGAAAGUUUUCGAGCAUUACAAGCCUAAUUAUUCUAAAGAUCCUUAUGAAAAUUUACGCGAUAUGAUGAACAAAAUUGAGUUAUGGGCUCAUCAGUUACAUCCGAAAUUAAAAUUUGAAGAUUUCAUUCAACGAGUGGAAAGUCUUAGCUGUAAAAAGCGAAUAAAAGUGGAAAUGGAAAGAAUUCGAUUGAACAUGGCUAAAAAUGAAGACCAGAACGAAGAAAUAAAAAAUAAUGAUACAGGUGAUACCAAUAAUUUUUCAAAGAGCAAAGAGGACGUUAACGAUCUUUCAAGGACUGAAGAUGUUGUUAACGACUUUCCAAGGACUAGUGAAAAUGCCGAUAAUUUAUCGAGAAUUGAUAAGAAUAGAUUUAAAGUUUCGAGAGAUUCAAAUGGUUCUCUGUCUUCUUUUUCAGAUAUAAUAAUGGAUGAUGAUAAUAUAAUUGUAGAUACUCAACCCAUUUCAAAUAAUAGUGGGCCUUUAGCAACUGUUGAUAAUGAAUUAGAUGAAGAUGAUGCUCUCAAUUUUAUUUUUUCGAACAAAUAA
Molecule: messenger RNA, 747 nt
Organism: Dracunculus medinensis (Guinea worm)
Lineage: Eukaryota; Metazoa; Nematoda; Chromadorea; Rhabditida; Dracunculidae
Source: the annotation of a GenBank genome assembly